Messenger RNA from Colletotrichum karsti, 1467 nucleotides. Its product is annotated as major facilitator superfamily transporter. Gene Ontology annotation, molecular function: transmembrane transporter activity. Lineage: Eukaryota; Fungi; Ascomycota; Sordariomycetes; Glomerellales; Glomerellaceae. Gene Ontology annotation, cellular component: membrane. The transcript has 9 exons. The record is from RefSeq and is a predicted model, not a curated record. Gene Ontology annotation, biological process: transmembrane transport. Bases 1 to 1467 code for a protein of 488 amino acids.
AUGGCUCGCGCUUCUAAAGACUACGACGAGAUGGACCCCAAGGUCGAACAUACGGAGAGCCAGGUGGCGGCUGACGCGGAGCGUAGAGCUCAUCUGACGAAGACUCUGCUCUUCAAAGUCGACACUAGGGUCCUGCCGCUCCUGGCGCUGCUCUUCCUCUGCUCCUUUCUCGACCGAACCAACGUCGGCAACGCAAAGAUUAUCGGUAUGGAAGAGGAUCUCGGCAUCACCAACAGCCAAUACAACCAAGGCUUGGCCGUCUUUUACGCGACGUACAUUGCCAGCGAACUGCCAAGCAAUCUGGUGCUGAAGAAGGUCUCACCCAGAAUCUGGCUUCCGUUCCUGACGGUCGCAUGGGGGAUUGUCACCAUGUGCCUCGGCUUCGUCCGUAGCUACGGGAGUUUUGUCGCCGUUCGUGCGAUACUUGGUAUGACUGAAGGAGGCCUACUCCCAGGAAUGGUGCUCUAUCUGUCUGGGCUCUACACUCGUGGCGAGUUGGCGUUGAGGAUAGGUAUCUUCUACACGGCUGCGUCUCUGAGCGGCGCCUUUGGCGGAUUGCUUGCCAGAGGCUUGUCUGCUAUUGGUCCCAGCGGCAAUCUCGAGGGUUGGAGAUGGAUCUUCAUCAUUGAGGGUCUCAUCACGGUGGCCUGUGGAAUCAUCGCAGCGAUCGGCCUGCCAAACAACUUGGCCACAGCCAAGAUCUUGACUCCCGAAGAGCGGGAGUGGGCUAUGAUGCGGCUCCAGAGUCAAGGCGGGGAGAGGUUCAAUACUGCUAGCGAGCGAGAAGAGAAGUUUCGCUGGUCUGAAGUUGGCCGCGGCGUCCUCAACGUCCAAGUGUGGUUGAGCUCGACUGCCUACUUUGCGAUUCUUUCUGGCCUGUACUCAUUCGGUCUUUUUCUCCCCACAAUCAUCAAUGACCUUCACAUCGCUUCCAACGCCAACCAAUCCCAGCUUUGGUCCGUCAUUCCCUACGCUGUUGCCACUCCUGUCACUGUUCUCGUAGCCUUCUUGUCAGAUCGUCUCCGGGUGCGCGGCCCUCUCAUGCUCGCCGUCUUGCCAAUUUCCAUCAUCGGCUACGCCGUCAUCGCCAACGUCACCGCACCACAGACGAGGUUCGCAAUGACAUGUCUCAUGGCCAUCGGCAUGUACAGUGCCGUUCCGUGCGUUUUGAGCUGGAACUCGAACAACUCCGCCGGCCAUUACAAGCGAGCGACUACAUCAGCGGUGCAGCUGGCUGUUGCCAACUGCGGAGGAUUCGUUGCAACUUUCGUAUACCCCAGCUCUCAAGGCCCAUUCUACCACCAGGGUCAUUCCAUUAUCCUUGGUCUGCUCUGCUACGCCUGGGUCGCGACACUUUUGAAUGUUCUCUGGUGCUCCAAGAUCAACCGUGACAAGGCUGCGGGCAAGUACGAUGAAUACAUCGGUACGGGCGAUGAUCGCGAGCCCGAGUUCAAGAUGGUCUUGUAA